Molecule: messenger RNA, 1641 nt
Organism: Saxophila tyrrhenica
Lineage: Eukaryota; Fungi; Ascomycota; Dothideomycetes; Mycosphaerellales; Extremaceae
Exons: 5
Coding region: 1-1641 (546 amino acids)
Biological process (GO): transmembrane transport
Cellular component (GO): plasma membrane
Molecular function (GO): transmembrane transporter activity
Source: RefSeq, a predicted model, not a curated record
AUGGACACCUUCCUCGCAAACCUGCAUAGCAAGGUGACUACCGCCUACCACGCCCAGGGCACACCCCUCGGAUCCGCCGAGAACAGCACCCCUCCCUCCAUCGACGAGAAAUUUCCACAAGAAUUCACCUUCCCGUCGAGCCGACAGCCCGCACCAGAAUUCCGCCACCGCGCUCUCGCGCUCACGGCAGCGAUACUGGGGUAUACGCUCUUCGCCUACGACAACACCGUCAUCGCCAACGUGCGGCCGAGAAUCGUGCAAGAUCUAGGCAAUACCGCUGACCUCCCUCUCCUCUCGGUGGCGUACAACCUGGCUAUCUUCUCUGCGAACCUCUUCUGGGGCCAGUUGUACCGGAGCUUCGAUGCGAAAUGGCUAUUCUGCGCUGCGGUGCUGGUGUUCGAGAUGGGAACGGCGGUUUGUGGUGCUGCGCCGAGUAUUGGGGCGUUGGUUGGUGGACGGGUGAUUGCUGGGUUGGGAGGUGGAGGGAUUUAUCUUGGGACGAUGACGUUUGUGACAGCGAUGACGAGUGGGGGGGAGAGGCCGAAGUGGUUGGCGUUGGUUGGGGUUGGGUAUGCGGCGGGUUUGAUCGCAGGUCCAGUCAUCGCAGGCGCAUUCGCGGCAAGCGACCCUACCUGGCGCUGGAGCUUCUACCUCUUGCUUCCAAUCGGCGCUGUCCUGGCUGCUGCAUACCUCUUCCUGCUGCCUAGUCUCCACCCACCAGACGGCGAGCGCGGCGGUAGUCGACUCCGACGGAUCGACUAUCUCGGGUUCCUCUUCUUCACCACGGCCGUGGUUGGCUUCAACCUCUUCCCAGCGUUUGGUGGCUCGGAGUACAGCUGGUCGUCUCCCCAGGUGGUUGGACUUGCGGUCUGCUUCGCUAUCGUUGUCGUGGCUUUUGCCGCGCAGCAGUAUUUCUGCCUGCUGACCUCUCGCACCAACCGUUGCUUCCCAGGUCACUUGCUGGGUUGGUGGGAGAUGUGUCUGCAGUGGGCUGCCAUGUGCAUGGUUAUGUUGAGCAUGUACGUCCCGCUCUACACCAUCCCACUGCAUCUCCACGGUGUCAAGCUGGUGCCGUACGUCGGGACCAUGGUCGUGGCACUGCUGGCGAGCGGCGGACUCAUGCGCAAGCAUCCGUUCUACAUGGCCUACUUCCUGGUGGGCGGUCUGUUGAUCGUGGCUGGCGGGGUCCUACUGCAUUUCGCAACCCUGAAACGUGGCGACGGGUAUCUGCUCGGUGUCAGCGUGCUGGUUUCUGCUGGUUGCGGCAUAUGCGGACAGACGGCUUUCUCAGUCGCCCAGUGCAAGGUCAAGAAAUCAGAAGACAUUCCCGCCGCGACAACAUUCAUCGGCACAGCGCAAGUCGGCGGCGUUUCGAUUGGACUCGUGACUUCAAACUCGAUCUUCGUCAAUCUGGCGACUAAUCGCUUAGUCGACAUCUUUCCUGACUCGCCGCGGAACGAGGUGGUGAAUGCAGUGACAGGAGCGGACUCGUUGCUGCUCGAGACGCUGGCUCCCGCAGCACGUCGGCAUGCGCUUGAGCUUGUGAAGUCCGCGGUUCAGGAUGUGUAUUGGCUCGUGGUGGGCAGCGGGGUCGUGCUGGUUGUGUUGGCGCUUUGUAUGAAGAGAGAGCGGCUGUCGUGA